Molecule: messenger RNA, 1011 nt
Organism: Strongyloides ratti
Lineage: Eukaryota; Metazoa; Nematoda; Chromadorea; Rhabditida; Strongyloididae
Product: Globin-like domain and Globin, structural domain-containing protein
Exons: 2
Coding region: 1-1011 (336 amino acids)
Molecular function (GO): oxygen binding; heme binding
Source: RefSeq, a predicted model, not a curated record
AUGUUACGAAUUAUGGAAGCAAUUCAACGUAAGAAGUUGAUACAACUUCUUAACGAUGAAUAUAAACAAGAUAUGGAACAUGAUGAACAUGAAAAUACAGAUACUAUUAUUAAUUAUACAACACCACCAAAAGUUUUUGGUAAACAUAAUACUAUAGAUUAUGAUGAUAUUCCAUAUAUAACACCAUCAUUAACAGUUGAAAAAGAUAAAUUUGAAAAGAAUAAUGUUAAUGAAGAUAUAAAAAGAUUUAUACAAUUUUUAGAAAGUAGAUUAACUGAUUUACAAAAAAAAGCUUUACGUAUUACUUGGAAGAAGAUGUCUGAAGCACCAAGAACAUCCUCAAUAGGUAUGCUUUGUAUUAUGGAAAAAGUUUUUGAAAAAUUACUUUCUGAAAAUUCAGAAAUUUCUAAUGUUUUUUAUAGAAGUGCAUUUUUAAGUUGUAUAGAAGAUAGAAAAAAUAGUAAAUUAUUAAAAAAUGAUAAAGAAAAAUGUUUAUUUAAAAAAAAAACUAUAGCUACAUUACGUGACCAUGCAAAUAUAUUAUUAGAUUUUGUUAAUACAAUUAUAACACAAAUAUAUGGUAUUCCUUAUAAACCAAGACGUACAUAUGAAUUAACACCAUUAGGUUGUAGUCAUGGAAAAUUAAUACCAUUAGGAUUUGAUAGAAAUUGGUUUCAUAAAUUAGGUGAAUGUUUUGCUGAGGUAAUGUUUUCUCAAGAAUGUAUCAGAGCAUUUCCUCAUGCACCUAGUGCUUGGAGUCUUUUUGCAGUAUCUUUUACAGAAAAAUUAUAUUCUGAAUGUAAAUUAAAAAAAAAUAAUAAUUGUCCUGAAAUACAAAGACCAAUACCAAAUAGUUGUUCAUUCUCAGAAUGGUCACAUAAAAAAUUAUCUCAAAAUAAUAAAAUAAAUUUUCCAAAUUCUUCUAAAUCUAUGCAUCAAAUAAAGUAUGUGGAAGAAAAUGAAGAAGAUGAAAAUAAUGAAAUAAAUACUGGGAGACCAACAAAUUUAUAA